GAAGCUUCAUUUAAAAUUAAAUUAAAAUGCAGAGCCCCCUGGACCGGUGGGCAGGACCCAGGCAGUGUGAGUGCCACUGAAAAUCAGCUUGUGUGCUGCCUUUGGCACGUGUGCCAUAGGUUACCUGCCUCUGGCCUAAGAUUUGGGUUUAUUUCUCACUCCAGUCCGAUACUGCAUUUUAGUGCCACAUCCAUUCCUGCCUCUGUGAAUUGCAUUUUAUAAGGCCAAGAUGAAAAUGAAGGGAAUUUGCUGCUGCUUCUGUUCACCCUCCUUGUGUGCCUUUUAAACCAGGCAUUCUCAACCUUUUUCUUUCUGAGGCCCACCCCCAACGGCCUGGCAGUGCCACAACUGUUUUUCUGCAUAUAAAAGCCAUGGCCAGCAUUAGGCGGUAGCAAUCAGGGCAAUUGCCCAGGGACCAACGCCACAGGGGGCCCUACAAAGCUAAGUUGCUCAGGCUUUGGCGUCAGCCCUAGGUGGCAGGGGUCCCAUACGGCAGGGCUUCAUCUUUCUGCCCUGGGCCCCAGCAAGUCUAAUGCCGGCCCUGCUUGGCGGACCCCCUGAAACCAGCUCGCGACCCCGCAGUGGGCCCUGGACUCCUGGUUGAGAACUACUGCUUUAAACCACUGGGUGGUUCAUACACAGCCAACUUCUGCCUUUUCUUCUCUGAGGCUGGGAACUGACCGUAGAUCUCCUGAGCCCCACUCCAGUGCCUUAACCACAAGUCUAUCCUUCCUUCCUGCUCUAACGAAUAGUGCAUGAGGGGUACAGAAGGACAAAGAAGAGAAGCAGCUGGAGGAACAGAAACUGAUCUCUCCUGUCACUGAAGGAACUCCGCCCAUGACCACACCACCACCAAGUGGGUGCUCAGAUUUGUCAUGCAAAACCUUAUAGAGCUGGUGGGGUGGAUUUCUCAGCCCAUUUGGGAGGCUUGGCUGCCAGUGACAAGUACCUGCUGGAGCUCUGCACUCCUCAAAGACUCCAGACCAGAGCACACCUGAGCUGCAGCUGCACUUCUCCUCCUGUAACAGCCGAAGAGGAUCCAGUUGACAUGGCGGCAUCCCAGGCCUGGCGCUGCCUCGCAUUGCUGCUCCUGCUGCUCUGUGACCCCGCUCGCUUGUCCAGGGUGCCCGUGCGGACGCAGAGGAAAGGGAUUCUUGCCGAAGCCAUGCGGAGACUGCAGGAGGUCUUUGACAUUGAGGCCUUGCCCCAUGAUGUCCUGCCUCACAGGAAGCCACCCCAAUUUAUGGUAGAUCUUUUCAAUAAGGUGGCAGAUUCCAACGGGAUCACGAAGGCCCCAGGGCUGCUGGAAGGCAACGUGGUGCGGAGCCUUGAAGACCGAGAUUAUUUUGAUCAGUCUUAUUUCUACUUCAACAUCUCUUCGGUUGGGAGGAAUGAACAAAUGCUAAAAGCUGAGCUCAGAGUUUUCAAGCUAAAUAAAAACCAUGUGCCUCAAAAAUCUUUUUGGCAACAUUUUCUCAAAGUGGAUGUGUAUGAGCUUUUGGACAGGGGAAGUAAGCCUCAGAGAAGAAAUCUCAUUUCAUCCAGAUUACUGUCUUUGUAUACCGAAGGCUGGGAGGUGUUCAAUGUCACGCAGACAGUUUCCAAAUGGUUUGGAAACAGCAGCUCUAACCAUGGCUUUUUGAUCACUACAACUCAUCUAUCUAAAACCAAAAUGGAAUCCAACUUCGUCAAGUUUGCCAAGAGCCGGCACAAUAUGCGAGACAGUAGGAAUGCUUUCUUGGUCCUCUUCACCAAUAAUGACAGACAGAAAUCUUCCAGCUUCCUGCCCUCUUCCACUGAAUUCCAGCCAUCCUUGCCUGAAGACGAUACUUCAUCACACCUACCUCACCAAAACGAGGUCUUUGCAAACAUCAGAGUGAACAAAAGCAGAAGAAUUCGGGAUACCUCCUUCUUCUCCCCCAAAGGCCAAAUUGUGCCAUGCCAGCUCAAUGAUCUCUUCGUCGACUUCCAUGAAAUUGGUUGGGCGGGGUGGAUCAUUUCCCCACGUGGCUACAAGGCUUUUUAUUGCAAAGGGGCCUGCCUGUUCCCCUUAGGGGAAAGUCUAAGAGCGACCAACCAUGCUACCGUCCAGUCCAUAGUGCAUACGCUGAAACUGUCCAAAGACGUCAGCACGCCGUGCUGUGUCCCAGACAAACUGAGUUCCAUCAGCAUUAUGUACUUUGACGACAGUGAGAAUGUUGUCCUUAAGAAUUAUAAAGACAUGGUGGCCACGAGCUGUGGUUGUCACUAACAAGAGCUCUUUCUGCCUGCAACUGACUUGCAUCUGGACUCGGUGCAUUCGUUCUCCACAGCCCCAGUGGUGCUGGAACAACUUUUAUAGUGAGGGUGCUGAAGGCGGAUACCAUGUAUUUGGGUUGUUAUUUCUACGUCAAGCCGGGGGGUGCGGUAGCACCCCUAGUUCCAGCACCUAUGCACAGCUCUUGUAAUGUUCAGUUUAAUAACAUGUCCGAUAAGGGGGGAGCCAGGCAGUCAGCUUUGAAAUGGCUCCACCUCCAGGCUCCACCCAUGGGACUGCAGCAGAGAGGAGAAUGCUACCAAACUCUACAGACUUGCUGACUUUUCAAAGGGUCCCAUGCCGCCCGGCCUGUGGUGACAAUGCAGGGAAGGUGUGGGGGAUGCUUCUGUAUAUACAAACCAGUGGGACCGAGCAGAACUUGGCUUAAGCAGGGCUAUAACAUAAAAUCCUGAGCAUUUUAGGCAGAACCAUUUUUAGAAAACACCUCUGUUUGGUUAGAGUCUAGUUGUUGGAGCAGGGAGUCAGGACUCCUGCAUUCUAUCCCUGGCUGUGGGAGGGGAGUAGGAUCUAGUAGUUAGAACGGGGGAGGGGGGAGUCUGAGAGUCAGGA
Molecule: messenger RNA, 2866 nt
Organism: Chrysemys picta bellii (western painted turtle)
Lineage: Eukaryota; Metazoa; Chordata; Testudines; Emydidae
Product: bone morphogenetic protein 2-like
Cellular component (GO): extracellular region
Molecular function (GO): cytokine activity; growth factor activity
Source: RefSeq, a predicted model, not a curated record